GCUAAUAUAUGCCGUAUCGAUUAAUCGAUUGUCCUUGUCUCUCUCUCCCACUAAAUGAGAUCGAUAAAAAUGAACAACAUGAGUUACUGAUUUUCUCACUUACAAAACAGUAUUUCCAGUUUGCCUGCUUCAGUAUUCGAGUCCUAGCCAAGCAGUUCAUUUCGUUGCUCGGAUAGUUAUUUUAACAUUUUCCUACGUGCUAACGGUAUUUUUUUCGGUCAUUAAAACUUGGUCCAGAUAUAAAACGGGGAACGUAAGAAGAUUGCAGAGUUACAUGAAGAUUACAGAGUUUCAUAAAGAUUGCAGAGUUCCAUGAAGAUUAAAACAAAUACUUAAUCCUAGGAUCGAUCGAUUUAUUCCCAAGAAAAUGGAAAAGCAAAUUGAUGAAAAAUUAAAUGAUCUACUAAAAUAUAUACCAUUUAUCGACUUUAUCAUCGAUAUAGACAAACAAAAAUAUGAAAAAUUCAUUGAUAUAAGAAAAUGGAUACUAACUAAAAAGAGAUAUCCCUUAAAUGAUCUUAACAAAAUAGAAAAAUCCAUCAAAACACAAUUUCGGAAUCUAACAUGUUCUGCGGAUAAGAAAAUUCCUCCAAAAAUUUUAGACAUUUUUCGAAAUGAGGCCUGUCACCAGUAUGUUGAUCUUUGUUCCGACGACGAAGCAAACUCAUCAAAAGAAAAGAAUAAUGAUGAUGAUUUAGAAAUUGUUUAUGUGUCCUACCCCACAAAACCAAAGUCCAAAGAAUGCAAAAAGAAAUCCGAUAGAGAAUAUAUUGCAAAAGGCAUUAAUGCAAACGACCACAAAAAAUCAGAAGGAGUAUCUUCCAAAAAGGGCUUACGUGCCUUGGACGAUGAUGCUUCCAAAUUACUGAAGCAAAUCGACAGAUUAUCAUCUGAAGAUAAAAAUUAUAACAAUACGAAGGAAAUAUUAUUUCAUAGACGUGAACAAAACGAUGAUCUUUUUGAGAGGAGGGAAAGGAAACAGAUUUUCAAAAGGGAACCAGAUACCAUAUCAUUGGAUUCUAGUGAUGAUGAACUCUCCAAUAAAGUAGAACCGCUUAUAACCAAUUACAAUCAUGUUAGUUUGGGUAAAAAUCAUCCAUCACCUAGUAAAGAAAAUUGUCUAAUUGUUGAAGAAGACAAUGACAUUCUCUUGACCGAAAUGACAGAGAAUAUCACAGAAAGUCCAAAGGAAAAUCUAAGCCCCAAAUCUCCAGAAACGAUUUCGAAAACUAACAAUGUAAUAACCAAUAACACUAGACCAUCAAAUUUCGAAGAAUUGUUGGACAAAACUCCCGUCAAAGAUGAACAGAAAGAAGGCAAAAUAGAAAAAUUACUUAACCAAUUAAUUACACUUCUCCAAAAAAACACAAGCGAACGUCAGGAUGCAGAUGAGACAUGUCCAGAAGCACCGUCAAUAUCAAUGAAUGUAAAUACAGCAACCCACAUUUCUCAAUGUAAUGUCCCAUCAAAUGUACCAAUAACUCCUCAGCAAACGUAUAUUGGAGACUACCCUACAUAUUAUUCACAAUUCCAAAGAAUGGCCUAUCAACGAAAACUCAAUCUUAACGAUCCACGAAUAAGAAAUGAAUUGAAUAAAUAUAAAAACUCACCAUUGUUAAUUGCGGGAGGCAUCGAUAUAACAAGUUUGACAAACAAAACAACUGAGUUUCCAUAUUGUAAUCAAUCAGCUCAUUGCAAUUAUUAUCCCUAUCCUGAUGUUGAUAACUCACCACGGCAUCAAUUCCCAAUGCAUUGCACUCAAGAUCGCCCAUACCGACCCACUGCCCCAAAUUCAUGUUAUAGAACACCAUACAGACAAACGGGGCCUAGUCUGACUAAAAGUAGCAUUACCUAUGCCGAAUAUAAACGGAGAAAAGCUGAGGAGGAGGAGAGAAUGGCGAAAAGAGAGAUGGAAUGUCGACAAAGCACGAAUGUAUCUAAUCGGGUAGAAUUUGUCAACGCAAUUUUAAAUAACAAAAAUUUAUCAUUUCCUAAGGAUGAAACGGAUUUGUUGAAGAGUAGAAAAGAAGAAAGGGUUUCAAAUAUAAACUCAGAAUGCAACAAAUUAUCAUCAAAUGACCAGGAGCCAACGUUGAGGAGAUGCGAAGAGAAUAUUAAAAACAAUACACCUGAAAAAUGCAAACCAUCAUCACCUUCGUUAGAAAAUAAAUCGGAUGGUAUGGUCCAAAGCAAAGAGUCUUUAAAGUCCAAAAAAUCGUCAGAAUUCGAGCGCAUUUUGAAGGAAAUAGAUCAUAUAAUACCAGUGAAAAAACGUCCGUCAAGUGUUCAAGCCCGAACAGAAAUAAUCAAGCAAUUGGAAACUGAAACUAUGACUCCAGAAAAUAAUGAAAUAUCACCAAAGAAAUUAGGUACCAAAAGCAGCAAGGCCAAAACACCUUCAAAAACAAAUCCAUCCAAAAAUGUUGAAGACGCCGUUUUAAAGGUCCCCAAUAAAAGGAGUAAAACUAUGGAAGAUAGUUCGAAACCAAAACCAUCCAAAACAAAAAAUCUAAAACGCCGGAAAACUAUUGAUGAUUCCACACGGGUAGUAGUCAAAUCUUGCGAAAAUCCCCCAUUAAAGGAAACGAAAAAUUCAACAACCAAAUCCAUUGUACAAAAUCAGCCAAUUUUGUUGUUAAAACGCCUAACCGAAAGUGACAUUAGGAGCUAUACUACCGCCAACAAACGAUCGGAAAGAAGUCUUCAUAGACCAGAUGAAAUCUCCUCAAGUGAUAUAUUAAAUGUUCAGCUAGUGCAAUGUGGAACUCGUAAGUUACCGCGUCAACCAUCGGAAACACUGCCGAAGUCUGCUAAACCCAAAAAACCCAACAAUGAUUUACAAAUGACAGCAGGUAGUACACGAAAGUGUGCCCUAUGCACUACUAGACCGGCGGAUCUAACUAACCACUACAUACGGAAACACAAAACCGAAUCGUACACAUCAAGAUUAAGUUUGACACGCAUUGAAGAUCUCACCUCAAACAUACGUUUUAUUCAAGAGCUGCAAGCAAAUAUUCGCAAUAAACGUUUGUCACGCUUUUCGGUUGUUUGUCCAUUUUGUGACGAGGAAUUAAUCGACAGUUUCCAAAAUUUCUACGAUCACUAUGCCACUCAUACUGGCGAAUAUGCCUAUCAGUGUUCCGGAUGUAAUUUUACCAAACCUUUUAAGGCCGACAUUCAAUCGCAUAUUUCGCAUUCGAAAUUAUGUCGUACGGCAUAUUUACAAGUCAUGUAUCGUUAUCCGGCCAAUGCCAAGGUCAUAUAUCUGCAUUAUUGUAAAAUCUGCAACUUUGUACAAUUGAAUGAGGCCAAUAUAUUUAAACAUCAAAGGGAGCACCAUGAUCCACGACAGGCCAUUUCGGAUAAUGUUGGCAAAUGUAUAUUGGCUGCGAUCUGUGAGGAGACUGAUGAUUUUCCUGCACCUAACUUGCGGGCUAAUGGCAGUACGGGGGACGAUGAUAAACAAGAUGAAGAAGAAGAAAACGAGGAGGAAGAUGAAAUGAUUGCUCCCCGGAUUCUGAGCGAUAACAUUCCCGUACAAAAUGAACCAUUUUCUGAAGAAAACUACAAUUCGUCUUUGCACACUUUAGAAGAAGCCCUUAAAGAAAUGCACGAGGGCAUCCAAAAGACAACGACGACAAUGCCCGAACUUGCCAUGACCACAAUACAUGACUUUCCCACAAAAGUUGUUGGUCCUGAAAAUUCAACUGCAAUGACCCCCAAACAAGAAUAUAGCUUUGAGGAACCUGCCCCUAACGAUUUUAUUAUGAAUAUAUGCAAAUCAGAACCAAAUUAUGAUGAACAAUUCAUAGCGCCAACAUUCUCCAAUUCCAAUUUACAUGUACAUCAAUAUCGCCAUUACCCCCAAAAUAUUCAAUAUUUUGGUUUAUUUAAAUGCCUCGCAGAUGAUUGUUAUUUUUCCUCAAAUUCCUGCGGCGAGUAUAUCGAACACAUAGAAGCACAUUACUGUGAUGAUAAUGAGGAGGGAGCAAAGGAGAGGGAAGGCCAACAACUACUCCGUUGUCCAUAUUGCAGUCAAGAUAGUUCCAGCUGUAUGAUGACACCACAUCAAUUGGCGGAACAUAUUAGUCGAGAUCAUCACAAUUUAAUAUUUCAAUGUUCGAUUUGUUGUUAUCGCAGUUGUGAUGCCUCCAAUGUAGCAAUACAUCAAACAGAAAUGCAUGCAAGUCACCCAACGUGUGUGGUAUAUAAAUGUUUGGAUAUGGAAAUUACCCCCGACCAGGAAUAUCUAAAGAAGAAGAUAUCAGAGAAUGUGGGAAAAGUGGAGUGUGCAUACUGUAAUGAAGAAGCUUUCUACCAUUCAAACCUAUUGGAACAUCACCUGGCUGUGGUCCAUAACAUCAGUAUUACAAAAAUCUUGGAAUAUUAUUCAUGCAUAUAUUGUCCGACACAUACAAAUGAAGAUAGAAAUGUCAUGAGGAAACACUUAGCCCUUCAACAUCCCGAAGAAUUUCCAUUUUUAUGCGAUCAUAAUGAGAUUGUUGUAAAUCUCAAUGAGGAUGUAGUUACUAAUUUAAAAUUAGUGGAUGUAUCCGAAAAGAUUCCAGUAGUUGAUGUUAAGAGUAAUACUGCUGGCUCACAAGAUUCAGCAGCUGAUGUCAAACCAAACAUUGAAGAGAUUCUUAAGCUACAGGAAGAAACCCUGAAAAUACGACUAAAUAAGCUAACACGGAAUACCGGUAUUGCUCCAGAUUGUCUCUAUCAUUGUCCGAUACAAACGUGUGCUCGUUUCUUUUCCACCUUUGAUAUGUGGCUAAGGCAUAUGCGUCUGCGUCACAUGUGCUUGGAGUGUGAGUGUCCACAUUGCCCAAAUGAAAAUGGUUCAACCUUAAGGGCCUUGCCUGACUAUGAAAGACAUUUUGAAGAACAUCGCCGUCACACUUAUGUUUGUUAUCAUUGCAUUUCAACGUUUCCUAGUUACCAGGAGAUACAUAAACAUGUACAAGACCAGCAUGGCAGUGAAGUGCAUUGUGAAAAAGUUCGUUUUAAUUUUAAUUACGCCUAUCACAUUGCCAUACAAUCGAACCUGGUAUUGGGACCUUCAGAGUUUCUAAUAAAUUGCCUGAGUCGUUUGGAGGAUGGCAUCAAGCAAAUCGAAUUGAAAGAAUCGACGAAAUUAAAAAAAGAAUGGUUGAUUGACUAUGAACGCGUAAUGCCAUCCUGGGUAGACGAAUGUGCCAUUGAGUUGUGCUCAGUUUCAAAACUUAGUAUAUGUGGUGUGUGCUGCAAAGCCUUCGGUUCCCAGUUGCAGCUUAGCGAACAUAUAAAGGCUAAUCAUGCCCGUCGAGAUGCCCAUGUGAUAAACAUUGAACGUCAGAAAGAUCAGAAUUUGUAUCUUAACCUCGCUUUGGUCUUUGCCACUGAUCACAUAUCCUUCGCCACCAUGACCAAUUGUUUUUGUUGUGAAGAGAGAAAUAUGGAAGCAGGACUUUUCAUUUUACAUCUAAAGAAUUAUCACAAAUUCGUUUUAAAUUAUUACUGCGAAUACUGUCAAAAUCAAAUGGAAUCAAUUAAAUAUGCCACGGAACACUUUAAGGAACAUCAUGCUGAUACUAAAAUUAAAAUUCGUUGUGAAUUGUUGUCGGAACAUGAAAUUACGUUAAUUUCUAUAAGAAAUUUUAAAAUACAAAUAGGAAAUAAUCGUCGAAGUGCUGCAGACUUUAUUGUAAAGGAGGAACUUUUUGACUCGGGCAGGUGUAGUGAAAGUCAUGCCGAUGACGUAAUGCUCUUGGACGAGGAUGAUGUUGUUGUGGAAAACUUUGAAAAAGAAUUGCGAAAUAGUAAAGACAUUCAAAAUAACAAACCAAAAUUAAAAUGUAUUGCUAUGGAAAACUUGCUUGAAAGCAAAUGUCAAUCGGCCUGGUCAUCAUAUAACGUUUAUGAAGAUACUUCAAAAUGUAUAAACACCGCAGAAGAGACCAAGAAUGCAUUGAUAUACUACAAUCCUGUUUCACAGCAACAAAUAUUUACAACUCUCCCUGCCUUGACGACGCCUCCUGAUUAUAUUCCCAGUGCCUUGCCGUGUCUAUUGAGCUAUAAUGUGCCACAACAAGUAGCAGUCGCAAAUCUUAAUAACAAUACCAUAUUACUACAAAACCCACCACCGUCAGGUGUGGUAUCAUCUCACUGUCCAUUAACGUAUUUAAGUUCACAGAACACCGGCACAAAUUGUCUUCCUCCAUUUUGGCAUUAAUUAGUCGGAUUAAUGCAUAGCUUUACCUUUUUAUGUACACUUUUUCCCUGGAAGGGUCUUUAUUAUAAAUAGUUGAACUUUU
Molecule: messenger RNA, 6296 nt
Organism: Musca domestica (house fly)
Lineage: Eukaryota; Metazoa; Arthropoda; Insecta; Diptera; Muscidae
Exons: 8
Coding region: 368-6214 (1948 amino acids)
Biological process (GO): regulation of gene expression
Cellular component (GO): nucleus
Source: RefSeq, a predicted model, not a curated record